Messenger RNA from Cantharellus anzutake, 2317 nucleotides. RefSeq lists its product as uncharacterized. Gene Ontology annotation, cellular component: ESCRT-0 complex. The coding region runs from base 125 to 2011 and encodes 628 amino acids. The transcript is spliced from 10 exons. Gene Ontology annotation, biological process: protein transport to vacuole involved in ubiquitin-dependent protein catabolic process via the multivesicular body sorting pathway. The record is from RefSeq and is a predicted model, not a curated record. Gene Ontology annotation, molecular function: phosphatidylinositol binding; ubiquitin binding. Lineage: Eukaryota; Fungi; Basidiomycota; Agaricomycetes; Cantharellales; Hydnaceae.
CAAACUCGUCACACAGCCGCAGCCGCUUCCAACCCAGCCUGAACGUUCCUUAGUUUCUCCCUCAGCUGAACAGAUCGAAAGCUGUGGUUCGUUUCCUCGGCCCUUACGUCUCUAGUUCUCCACAAUGUUCAAGUCAUCACCUAAUCCUUACGACGAGAUCGUUGCCAAGGCAACGGAUGAGAAUCAGACAAGUGAAAACUGGGAAAUAAUAAUUAGCCUUUGCGACAAAGUCGUAGAUGAAGGCGAAGGGGGCGCAAGAAAUGUCAUUGCUGCUAUACUGAAGCGCCUGGCGCAUCGCACAUCAAACGUCCAACUUUAUUCGCUCGCUCUUGCCGAGGCACUCUCAAAGAAUUGUGGAAUCGAAUUGCAUCGCGAAUUGUGCUCGAGGUCGUUUACCCAAGGACUGGAGAAGCUCGUCACUGACCGGAAUACUCAUGACAAGGUCCGGAAGCGAGCCCUUGGGUUGAUCAAAACUUGGGCUCUCGAGUUCGAGUCGGAUCCAACUUUGGGCAUAAUGUAUGAAUGCUACGAAAACCUCAAAUCGAAGCACUAUCGUUUCGAUCAAGCAACUGAGGCUCCGCCCCCAGAUGAUGAUGACAUCCGCAGGCGUGAAGAAGAGGAACUUCAGCGCGUCCUCGAGAUGUCGCGUACAGACACGGGCGGACUUGGAAACUCAUCAAAGGCCCCUUCCGUGUCUAAUGUCCCUUCCACCGCUCCGGGACCGGGACCUUCGAGACAAACAUCUCUCUCACAGCGUCCUUCCCUGAACUAUCGGAAGACGUCGGGCCCAUCGCCUACACCCGUAUACCCUACCGGUGGUUAUGUCCCCUCUGCUCGACCUGUCGUUUCAACCGUGUCAAGCGUUCCGGAAGCUUCUCCUACACACCCUUCCCCUGUAAGGCAGGAUACUGCUGAGACAUCGCCGACCCAGCCGAAGACACAGAUUGCACGACCAGUCGCUGUACCCUCACUAGCGACGUCCACCACUGUUAAGCCAGCAGAACUGGCCCCAGCACCAAAGGCAACGCUUUCAAGUCGCGUUCGUGCCUUACACACCUUCGAGCCCACUGAGCCCGGCGAACUUGGUUUUGAGAAAGGCGAUGUGAUCAAAGUCAUUGAAAGGCUCUACAAAGAAUGGUGGAAAGGCCAGUUAAGGGGGCAGACUGGGAUUUUCCCGGUGAACUACGUCGAACCCAUUCCCGAACCUACGCCAGAGGAGAUCACGCGGGAGGCGCAGCAGGAAGCGACGAUUUUUGCACAAGCUGCGGAAAUCGAUCAAUUACUUGAUAUGCUCAGGAAGGUUGAUCCUGCCAAAGAUAACCUGGCGGAUAAUGAAGAGAUACAGGAAUUGUAUCGUUCUUGCAUGGCCCUGCGACCAAAGAUUGUCAAGCUUAUCGAUCGCUACAGUCAGAAGCGAGCGGACCUCAUGAAUAUGAACGAGAGCUUUGUGCGGGCGAAGAAGAUUUUCGAUGAUGUGAUGGAAGAGAGCUUGGCGAAAUACAAUCCAGGAGCACCUAUAUACGAUUUUAAUCGCAUGCCGGAUCAGCCUGGCAUCGGAAGGCCCACUUCGGCAUACGGUGUUCGUCCGCCAACUGCCUACGGAUGGAACCCAGCCGUCUAUUCAAGUCCCCAGUCGCUGCUCAACCUCCAGGCCCAGGUGCAGGGUACCCUUUUGGGGGUCAUGAUGUUACGGCUCCGAAUUAUCAGGCCCAAUUCGGGGCUCCUCAGUCCGUCGGAUCCCAAACUUCGACUGCCCAUGUUCCGCAGAACCAGCCUGUUUCAGGCAUGCAGAAUGGCGCCUAUGCCCAAAUCCCAGUGCAGACCCAACCUUUGGGCGUUCCUGGUGGUCAUCCCCUCCCUCAACAGCUUCAAAGCAGUCCUGCGACAUACCAACAAGUACAACCAUUAUCCAACAUCCCCCAACAGCAGCCGCAGCCAUCAAAGACGCCAACGCCUCAGCAAAAUUUGCCCCAGCACUCGUUCCAGCCUAUACGGCAAGGUGGCGGCCUGAGUACUGAGGUGUCCGGAGGUUCUCAACAGCCUAUACACGGACAGCAACAGCAGCUUCAACAGUCUCAGCAGCCGGCGUCUGCUGCCCAGUCUCAGCCAGCCGAACCAACACAAUCUCCGCCAGGUAAUGAGUUGCCGCCCAUCGAUGGCAAACCUCCCUUCCCAUUCGAUGCGACGCGCAAGUAUGCCGAUCCUAAUGUUCAAGCAUGGGCCACAUAUUAUGCUAACGGUGGCACCGAGCCUGCCGGGCGAGCAUACUUUAUCCAUUCCACUCUUCCCACAUCCGUUACACUGAUGAAUUCGCCCC